Molecule: messenger RNA, 6392 nt
Organism: Cyprinus carpio (common carp)
Lineage: Eukaryota; Metazoa; Chordata; Actinopteri; Cypriniformes; Cyprinidae
Biological process (GO): microtubule cytoskeleton organization; neuron projection development
Cellular component (GO): neuron projection
Molecular function (GO): microtubule binding
Source: RefSeq, a predicted model, not a curated record
GUGAUUGGUCGAGGGGGAUAAGGGGCGGGGCGUCACCCUGCGAUCACAGAGGCGCACUGUACGAGAGGGCGGAUCUGACUGUGCACAUCGGCCAACACUACAGCGUAGCCUACUGAAUUUUAAAAACAACAACAACAACGGGAGGAUGGACUUCAGUUUACGUGAUGCCUUCACAGAUGGGGCACCUAAGGCGACCCAGGACAGCCUGCUGAAGAGGGAUUUUGUGGCUGAGUUGCAGGCACAGACCUAUGACGAUAAAGUGGGCGAGACUGUUGGGAAGACAGACUACCGCCCCCUUCUGGAUGGGCUGGAUGGCAAAAGGGAAAGGUCUGGGUUCAUGUCUGCAGGCCAGACUGGAGGGCAACGUCAGGACCCUCAGGGAGACAUCCAUCCCAGCCCGUCUGGCCAAUAUGUCUAUAAGAAUGACUUUCAAUCAGGCCUAGUAUCAAUGAUUGAAAAGCCUGUCCAAUUAGGAAACCAGCAGAUGGGAUCUGCGGUGAAGGACAACAGCAUGGACUCUUUUCUGGGGUUCUCUCAGCCUGGAAUGAAUAUUGGUAUGAAUAUGAAUGUUGGCAUGGCCCCUUUCCAGAGCUCCAAACCCCCCAGCAUGGGUGAACCUCAGAGGACCUUACCCUUGUUUGCCAAUGAACCAACCCAACCAUCUCAGAUAACUGCUAAUUCGAGUGAAACAAGCCCUCGUAACAGCCAGGAAAGUUCUGCAGUUUUGGGAAGCCCUUGGACAGGUGAGGAAAUGCUCUCUACGGAGCAGUCCCGAGCUUCCAUCAAGGCAGAACAGAGUCACACUGACACCUUGGGAUUCCAGAGUCAAGAUGCAGCAUCUGGUGAGGAAAAGUCCAUCGAGGAAGGAACCGGAAAGCAGCAGAAGCGAAAAAAGAAGAAACGCAAAAACAGGGAAGAAAUGUAUGACCUUCUUGACAGUCUUGGUUCCCCUGAUUCAGAAGAGACUCCUUCUGAAAGCUCCAACCACGGCUGCCCCUCACCUCCUAGUAGGGAUGAAGACAUUUGGGAAAGCGAGAUCCAAGAAAGAGGGGGAGGACGUAUCAAGGCCAAGAAGGGUAAAAGCAGGAUGAAGCUACCGGAGGAUUGGAGUGCUCCUCCAACCAUAAUGAACAUGGACUUUAGCAGCCCUAAUUUGCGUGAUUCAAAACCCCCAUCCAGUGCUAGCAUGGAUCAAGGAAGUGCACCACCCUCACUCACACCUGAACCUCUGCACCUCACGGGCACCCAAGCAUGCAGACCCCAACCGACAGGGCAAGCAAACACUUCCUUAUUCUCAAAUAACCCAGACUCCACUGUGAAUCCCAUAGAUGACUCAACUCACGAGAUUGACAGGGAUAUGUUAAAUAAGGAUAAAUCAACUAAAGACGAUAUCAAUAAGUCUAACCUCGAGUUGCCUGGUGUUCACCCUUCAGAUCUGUUACUCAUGGACUCAAAGACUGACCCAAAUGAUUCCGACCAGAAGUCAACCUUUGCCCUUAGUCCAACUCAGACUUUUAUGUUCCUUGACUCUGUGCUGCAGGCACAGACCCCAGAUGCAAGCCCCCCAUCCCACAGCACCCCCGUGAAUACUCCCAUCCCUCACACCACUGCCCUGGAGUCCGCUCCUGAUCUGACCACUGGCCCACUGUCCAUCGGCACAGACAUCCCUGCCUGUCAGAGUGCACCAGCUGUUAGUCACUCUUCCCCAACAAUUCCCCCCAGCAUUGAAAAGAGAUUAAAGCCCGAGGCUACACCUUUCAUCCCUUCACAAACAGAGCAGCAGGAGACCUCACUGGCACAGCCUCCCCUACUGGAAGUGAAAGAAGAUAAGACAGCUAAAGAGAAAAUGGAGAAGGUUGAAACUGCUGUGAAGAUGGAAAACAUCAACAUAAUUGAGAAGCAGGACAAGCCUGAGAAGAUGGAGAAGAUUGAUCAUCUGGGCAAGAAAGAUGAGAUCACAAAGAAAACAGACAGUGUAGAUAAGACUCAGAAGAGUGAGAAGAUCAUCAAAGAUGAGAAGAAAGUCGAGAAAGAGGAGAAACAGGACAAUAAAGCUGAGAAAAAUGAGAAGGUUGAGAAAGUAGACAAACCUGAGAAGACAAACAAGGAGAAAGAGGAGAAGAAAGACAAGGGAGAAAAAGUGGACAAGACAGCCAAAGCUGAGAAGAAUGCGACGGCUGCUAAAAGACCUGUGAAGUCUCCAACAGCUAAUGGGAGCAAGGAGGUGACCAGUCCAGAUAGUAAGGCCAAGCCUUCAGUUGGGCCAGCCAAACAAAGCUCAGCAAGACCAAACUCGCUGUCCACUGGAGACAGUGCAGGUGCCACCAAACGCACCUCUCCCACCACCAACUCUGCCAAUAAAAAAAGCCCUGUGCCCAAGGCAACAACCCCCACUGCUGGUACCAAGAAAAACCCCACCACCACAACUACUCUUGAGACUAAGGCCAAGUCUUCUGAAACAGCGACCCAGCAUCGCCCUCCAGUGCCAAAGGCUAAAGCUGCAUCUGCUACAAACUCUAAAAACGGCACUAACACCACAGCUACCACCUCUGCCCUACGCACCUCUGCUACAAAGACUGAAAGUCAAGCAGGAGAGGUGAAAAAGACAAGUGCAAAGACAACACCAGGGACAACUCGCACACCACCCUCUGCCACUAGUACAGCAGCAACCAAUGGAACCCCGACCUCUCGUACCUCCCGCAUCACCAAACCCCCUGUACCCAAGCAGACUCCCCUAGAGAGGAAGCCUCCUGUACCGCGAGCCCCCCGAAACAUCCGGCCCUUGAACGCACCACUGCCGGAUCUAAAAAAUGUGCGCUCCAAGAUCGGUUCCACCGAUAACAUGAAGUACCAGCCUGGAGGAGGCAAGGUCUCUGCAGCCCAGGGCAAGACUGAUGCUCUGCCAAAGACCAGCCAGGGCAAAGUUCAGAUAGUCCACAAAAAGCUGGACUUCAGCCAUGUCACCUCCCGAUGUGGCUCUAAGGACAAUAUCAAGCAUGUUCCUGGUGGAGGAAAUGUUCAGAUUUUAAAUAAAAAGGUUGACUUGAGAAAAGUUACCUCUAAAUGUGGAUCCAAGGACAACAUAAAGCACAAGCAAGGUGGUAGUGAUGUGAAGAUUGAAUCCAAUAUGGUUAAUGCCAAGGCCAAGUCCAAAGUGGGAUCCAUGGACAAUGUAGGCCAUGAACCAGGUGGUGGCGAUGUCAAGGCUGAGGGGGUUCAGCAGAAAUCUGAGGGAAGCCCAUCUCCCACUGCUGUCUCUCCACCCAUGCAGGCAGGUAAUGGGGCAAAAGAGAAUGGGCUGAAAGAGAACUCUCCUGCUCCCAUAUCUUCUUUGGGAGAGGGACCCCGGAACUCCCAGGGCUUGGACAAGCGCAUCACUGGGACAAAUUGAGUCCUACAAGCUGAACUUCUGCAAGAACGCACGAGCUCGCAUGGACCACGGCGCUAAAAUCAUCUCCUGGUCCCCCCUGAGUGGCAGCCACCCCCACCCACAUUGCAGCACCUCUCUCAGUGUUUCUCUGGGGUUCGCCAAGUCCUCACACUCAACCCAGCUUGUCCCAUUCACUCAGCUAUGAGAUGGAUGCAAACCAGUACACUAGCAGGAGAAGGGCUCUGAUUUUUAACACAGCCUGUCCCUUUAAAGCCUUCUCCAUAGCUUCUUUUCUCGUUUACAGUUUUCAUAGUUUUUUCCUUGCUGGGAGAGCACCCAUGACAUCAUGUUUUGGGAACGACCCGGGCUCUAGCUUAAUUUACAGCACUUCUUUUCGAAUGCAGGGUUUGGUUUGAGGCUAGGUUUGAGAUGAAUUCUCCAGGGGCUGGUUGCAUAAAAGGUUUAGACUAGUCUUACAAGUUAUUCAUCUUUUUUUUUUUUCUUUUUUUUUUAUUUUUAUUCUUUUUAUUUUAUUAUUAUUUUUUUAAAGUUACAAUGAAUCAUAUAAAUAAGACUGAUUACCAUGUUGCUAACUGCUAGUUGGUCGAACUCGCACUUAAGACACAGUCUUAACAUAGAGGCUUGUUUAGUUUAUGCAACUGGCCCCAAAUGGUUGGAGAUGGAGUAAUAGAAGCUCCAGCCACGUAGCUCUUAUAGUCAUCUUUGUUAAAACCACAGCAUUUUACCCAUCAACACCAGAGUUUCCUUCUAGACUUCCUAUAAGCCUGUGCUAUCCCUUAGACAGACCUAAAUUUAGGGCAACACCCUCUUUUCUGUCUGUAUCUAUUUGGCAGUAGAUGUUUUCCAAUGGGAACCUCAGAAUUCACUUGAGAUGUAGCUUAUUACAUUAUGGCAGUUAAGCUCCCUGUAUUGUUAGUAUUUGGGGCUGUCUUAAAUCCCAGACAAAAGGGACAAAUCAGCCACCAUCCAUCCAUCCAUCUUCUUCCUUUACUCCAUAGACCCUGUCCACCUCACAUGAAUUAUUUCCCCUGGUCUCCAUCAGUAUUUAAAUGAGCACUUAAUCAUUUGAAACUUAUAUGUUGUUCAAACAAUAACAUAUUUACAUCUUCCGUGAGUUUGCUGUAUCGUGUUUGCGUAAAUUCCUGUAACAAUGAGCUGUAUCAUUAUGAUGUCUAACCAUCUGAUUACAUAAUCCACUUCCCAUUUCUCUCAAAGCAUCUUGUGAACUAAUAAGGCACAAAAACACGACACACAUAAACUACAGCAUGAUACAGGAAGAGAAAAAGAAAGUGGUACACAAACUAAACAGACAGGAUGGGAAGGAAUAUAGAUGGAUAAAGAAAGAUGUCAGAAUGUUAAAAUGGAAAUGCGUUUACACUCCGCAUACAGGUCAUGAUUAUUUGCUCAAUGGUCCAAGUCAUCCCCACUUUGAAUUAAAUAUUGUACCUCCAAAUCCAAAAAGUAAACAACUAAACAUAUGAACCGUCAUGUGCGAGGGCCCAUUACAUUAACAGUAAAUAUAACAGUAAUAUAUCCCUAUUAUUUAUUCAGUGGCAAUUGACAAAUUGUUGUCUAGAAAUUACUAUUUAAUCAAACACAGUAGUAAAUGCUAUUUGGUUUUCUUACCAAGUGAUGUAUUAUUACAAGUAGUUGAAUAUCAUAGAUUUAAACUCUCCAAACCUGGGCUGCUUAUUCGAAACUCUUGACUAGUGACACUGUUUAACAGUGAAUUUGUGGGCACUUUAUUGGUAGUGAUAUUACUCUAGAUAUAUUUAGCUGCACAAUGCCUGCAGAAAAAAAAUAAUUUGCUGUUGUUAGUUCAAAUGUUAUGUUUGUAUACAGGGUUUGUUUCACUACAUGUUGUGAAAUAUUAAAAAACUUUUCCUGGUAUUUUACUGUGACGUCAUGGUAGAUCCUUGAUGGUGGUAAUGUUGUAACAUCAAAGAAAAUCCCACAUAAAACUGAACAACAGAGACCAGGAAGUAAUAAAUUAUGCAAAUAUCCUAUGAAAUAAUUAACUGAUUAGCAUUUGAAAUGCACUUUAUGAUGGAUGUUUUAUACUACAAAGAGAACGGUAAGAUUGAUUGAGCAGAUUUUCCUAAAUUUUAAACCCCUCAAGAAGAGUCCCAGUUACUCACAAAUGCAAAACAUGUACCUAUGUCUAACAGAGCAGUCUAUAAAUACAGUUUUUACGAAUGUGAGCAAGUGUGCUUAGUGUAGAGCAGUUGCGCUUGGCCAAGCUGUCCUGUCUGUAGUUCCUUUUGUGAUUAUUGUGUACUGUUCAGGGGCUAUGCCAGUAAACUUCAGUGUUGUACUCUUGAUACAGUGAUCAUAACCUUUCAUGCCUUCAGACAGCUCUAUUUGUCAUUUCCAUAAUGAAUGAACACUCUCACAGUUAGUACACUUCUCAUGUCUCCCGCACCAGUCCACUCAAUGCAGUUUUGUAAAUACACGUUUCACACUUUAUACCCCACAGGGGGAAAAGCACUUCUUGAUUGGGUUGUAUAGAGAAGCAAAGUGAAGAUUUUGCAAUAUUUCUCCAGACAGUAUUUUAUUCUUUAAGUGAGUCUGCCUUUUUUUUAAGAAAAAAAAGGGCUGGCAAACAAGAAUGUUUUUAAAAUGUAUUGUAUUCAAGAAGCAAGGAAUAUAUAUAAUGAAACUUUUUCUCAUUGUCAUCACAGGUCACAUACUAAAUACAAUGUAAUCAAUAGGAGGAGGAGUGUGAUUAAUUUUGGAUGGAAAAACUCGAAGGACUCUGAGGAUGUCCUUCUGUAUAAAAAAAAGUGCAGCAUUCUGGUAAUGACUUGAGUAGCCUCAGUCAGGAUGCAGAAAGUGGGUCGAAAGUUUAGAGGUAAUCAGUAACCACAGGAACAAUGAUUCUGCCUACAAACUGCACCUGACACAAAGACCUUGAAUGUUCUUUGGAUGUCCAUGCAACACAUCUGUAUGAGACUAACUGUAACUGGUAGACUCAUCAGCAUGUCUAAAAGCAAAAAGAGCA